This is a messenger RNA of Macrosteles quadrilineatus (aster leafhopper), 10085 nucleotides long. RefSeq names its product dynein axonemal heavy chain 7-like. The record is from RefSeq and is a predicted model, not a curated record. Gene Ontology annotation, molecular function: ATP hydrolysis activity; ATP binding; dynein intermediate chain binding. Gene Ontology annotation, cellular component: dynein complex. Gene Ontology annotation, biological process: microtubule-based movement. The coding region runs from base 102 to 10073 and encodes 3323 amino acids. Lineage: Eukaryota; Metazoa; Arthropoda; Insecta; Hemiptera; Cicadellidae. The transcript has 57 exons.
UGUUGGAGGAGAACAGACGCAUCGUGGAGCAGAAGACACUGGAGUACCAGCAGUCACUGAAGGAAAGAAUUGAAAAGUUCAAAGACGAUUUGGAAGCGUACAUGAAGCAAGUUGAUGAGCUGCAAACGUACGGAGACAUCAACGAACUUCAUCGCUACCAGAAGAAGGCUAUGAUGCUUGAUAACAAACUGGACCAAGCCAUGGCGAGAAUUGAUCAGUUCAAUGAAGAGGAGAAGGCCUACAAGUGGGAAGAGAGCUUCUUCCCCAUGAGGAAACAGAUUGCAGACAGACUCGCGCCAUACAAGCGUCUCUACGACAACGCUGUAGAGUUCCUGGAGAAGCACGAGCUGUGGACGACCAGCAGAGUAGGCUCCUAUGACCCUGAGGAUAUUGACCAAGAGACGCAGGGCUUCUACCGCAACAUCUACAAGCUGGAGAAACAGUUCUCUGACCUACCUGCUCCGGGACAACUGGCUAGCCAGGUUAGGCAGCAAGUGGAAGAUUUCAAAGGUCACAUGCCGAUUAUAAUGACACUCGGAAAUCCAGGCAUGAAAGAGCGUCAUUGGGAAAGAAUAUCAGAGAUUGUCGGCUUUCCCCUUAGAGCAGACGCGGAGUUGACUUUGGCGAAGAUUAUCGAUUUGGGUCUUGAAGAAUACAUCCCGAGGUUUGAGGCCAUCAGUGAUUCUGCGACAAAGGAGAACAAUCUUGAGAAGAAUCUCAACAAGAUGAUCAAUGAAUGGAAAGACAUUGAGUUCACAGUGUUGCCUUACAGAGACACUGGGACCUACAUCCUGUCCAGUGUGGAUGACAUCCAACUGCUGCUUGACGACCACAUUGUCAAAACACAAACAAUGAAGAGUUCGCUGUACAUCAAGCCGUUUGAAGAAACCAUUUUUGGCUGGGAGGCCAAGUUGUCGCUACUGCAAGAGAUACUGGACGAGUGGCUGAAGGUGCAGAGUACAUGGAUGUACCUGGAGCCCAUCUUCUCAUCACCUGACAUACAACAGCAGAUGCCUGAGGAGGGACGAAGGUUCAGUGCUGUAGAUAAGGUUUGGAGAGAUGUGAUGAAGACAGUAGUGUCGGACACCAAAGUCAUGUCCGUCGUGGAGAUUGACAAGAUGUUGGAACGUCUGAAGAAGUGCAACAACCUGCUCGAGAUGAUACAGCGAGGUCUCAAUGAGUAUCUGGAGAAAAAGAGGCUCUACUUCCCAAGGUUCUUCUUCCUCUCUAAUGACGAGCUGUUGGAAAUCCUCUCAGAGACCAAGGAUCCCACUCGUGUGCAGCCUCAUCUGAAGAAGUGUUUCGAAGGUAUCGCCAAGCUGCAGUUCACCGAGGACCUAGAUGUGACCAAGAUGAAGUCCACUGAAGGUGAAGAGGUUGCUCUAGUGGAUGUCAUCUCCACCUCCCAGGCCAGGGGACAGGUGGAGAAAUGGCUGCUGCUGCUGGAGAAGGAUAUGAAGAUCAGCAUACACAAGAUGAUCGAGCUGGCCAUGGAGGCGUACCCAGACACGCCCAGACAACAGUGGGUGUUGACGUGGCCUGGCCAGACUGUGCUGGCCGUAUCAUCUACAUACUGGACCAGUGAGGUACAUUCGGCCAUAGCCAGGCCAGGCGGUCUACCUGAGUAUCUGGCCAAGUCUAACUCUCAGAUAGACAACAUCAUAGAACUGGUCAGGGGCAAACUGGAGACACAGAAUAGGAUCACACUGGAGGCACUGGUAGUCAUUGAUGUCCAUGCGAGGGAUGUUGUGAGUUCACUUGUCAAGGCAAAGAUUUCCAAAGACGAUGAUUUCCAGUGGCUCUCCCAGCUUCGCUACUAUUGGCAGGAGAAUGCAUUGGUAGUAAGUAUGAUAAACUCUACGCUCAAGUAUGGCUAUGAGUAUCUGGGUAACUCGUCCAGGCUGGUGAUAACUCCGCUGACAGAUCGCUGCUACAGGACUUUGUUUGGAGCUCUUCACUUGCAUCUUGGUGGAGCUCCAGAAGGACCUGCUGGCACUGGUAAAACAGAGACUACCAAGGAUCUGGCCAAAGCAAUCGCUAAACAGUGUGUGGUGUUCAACUGUUCUGACAGCAUGGACUAUAUUGGGCUCGGCAAGUUCUUCAAGGGUCUUGCGUCUUGUGGUGCCUGGGCCUGUUUUGACGAGUUCAACAGAAUAGACCUAGAGGUAUUGUCAGUUGUGGCUCAACAGAUUCUGACAAUCCAACGAGGAAUCAACGCUGGCAACCCCAAGUUGUGGUUUGAAGGUACGGAGUUGAACCUUGACCCGACCUGUGCCGUGUUUAUCACAAUGAACCCUGGGUAUGCCGGGCGCUCUGAACUGCCUGACAACCUUAAGGCGCUGUUCAGAUCAGUAGCCAUGAUGGUACCAGACUACGCCCUUAUCUCAGAGAUACAGCUCUACUCCAAUGGUUACCUCAAUGCUCGGCCUUUAGCCGUCAAGAUUGUCGCCACAUACAAACUGUGUUCUGAGCAACUGUCUUCUCAGCAGCAUUAUGACUAUGGUAUGAGAGCUGUAAAGUCUGUGCUCACUGCUGCAGCUAAUCUCAAGUUGAAGUAUCCUAACGAGUCAGAAGACAUCAUUGUUCUCAGAUCCAUCAAAGAUGUCAACCUGCCCAAGUUUCUCAAUCAUGACCUACCCCUGUUCCAUGGAAUAACGUCAGAUCUGUUCCCGGGAGUGACACUGCCAGACCCAGACUACACAGUGUUGAACAAAGCAGCUCAGGACGCGUGUGAGGCUGCCAACAUGCAGUGUACGGACUUCUUCUUGGAGAAGAUCCAGCAGAUUUACGAGAUGAUGAUUGUCAGACACGGCUUCAUGAUUGUUGGAAUGCCCUUCGGUGGCAAGACGUCGUCCUAUAGGAUGCUGGCUGAUGCUUUGGCACUCAUCGAAGAAAGGGGUGGUAUGAAUGAGCACAAGGUAGAGAUUGCAGUCAUGAACCCCAAGUCAAUCACGAUGGGUCAGCUCUACGGACAGUUUGACCCGGUCUCCCACGAGUGGUCUGAUGGGAUACUGGCUGUCAGCUAUCGUCAGUUUGCCAUGUCAACCAACCUGAACAGGAAAUGGCUGAUAUUCGAUGGUCCAGUGGAUGCAAUCUGGAUAGAGAACAUGAACACAGUUUUGGAUGACAACAAGAAGUUGUGUUUGAUGUCAGGAGAGAUCAUACAGCUGGCUCCAACAACCAACUUGAUAUUUGAACCCAUGGAUCUAGAGGCUGCCUCUCCAGCUACGGUGUCCAGAUGUGGUAUGAUUUACAUGGAGCCAGCUACUCUAGGCUGGGAGUGUCUCUUACAGUCUUGGCUCAACACACUUCCACCAUGUCUCCACGCUCAGAACAAACAAGUCAUUGUGCAUCUCUUCCAUAGGUUCUGCCCUGUCUUGUUCUACCUUCUGCGGCGCACCAAAGAAAUAUUUCCAACUUCUGAUUCAAACCUCAUAAGAUCUUUGACAAAUUUAUUUGACUGUUUUCUGAAUGACUUCUACGAUGAAGAAUUUGUCAAGAAUAUCUCCGAUUUAGAUACAAGGGCACAGUUGGAGGGUGUGUUUUUCUUCUCGUGUAUCUGGUCCAUUGGAGCGUGUUUGAACUCCGCUGGCCGGGAACAGUUCAGUGUUCUGUUCCAAGGAUUGUUGCUGAAGGAGUUUCCAGCUCACCUGAAGGAACAAUUUGGUCUACCAGAUCAUCUCAUCAUGCCUCCUUUAAAACCCUACAUUUAUACAAUUCCUGAACAAGCGACAGUAUUUGACUACAGGUUCAUAAAAGAAGGUAAAGGCAAGUGGAAGCUGUGGUCAGAGGACUUAACAUCUGCAUCACCCAUCCCUAGAGACAUCCCUGUCAACCAGAUAAUUGUUCCCACCGUAGAAACAGUCCGAAAUAUGGCUUUGAUGCAUCUCCUCGUGAUGCAUCAAAAACCUGUCAUGUUUGUUGGAUCUACCGGCACCGGAAAGUCUGCUUAUACAAUGGACUAUCUGUUGAAGAAGAUUGAUAGUAACAUUUACAAGCCAAUGUUUAUCAACUUUUCUGCUCAAACCUCUGCAAACCAAACCCAAGACAUAAUCAUGGCCAAGUUAGAUAAACGGAGGAAAGGUGUCUACGGCCCGCCACUAGGCAAGAAGUGUGUGGUGUUUGUGGACGAUGUCAGCAUGCCAAUGAAGGAGACUUACGGAGCUCAGCCUCCUAUAGAACUGUUGAGGCAAUGGCUCGACCAUCAGAUAUGGUACGACCGCAAGGAGGUGGUCGCCAUGAAACUCAUUGACAUACAGCUCAUGUGUGCGAUGGGUCCUCCCAGUUCAGGCAACACAGUCACUCCUCGGUUCAGUAGACAUUUCAACAUUGUGGUCAUCAAUGAGUUCACCGAUGAAGUCAUGGUGACCAUCUUUAGUAAGAUCAUGCUGUGGCAUCUGGACACUAGAGGGUUCAGUAAGGAGUUUGACCCUUGUAUUGACCAGCUGGUGUCAGCCACACUACUCAUCUACAAGCAGAGUCUGGCCAACCUGCUGCCCACACCAGCCAAGUCUCACUACUUGUUCAAUCUACGUGACUUUUCCCGCGUCAUUCAGGGAGUGUUGCUGUCAGUACCUGAGGCUAUGGAGGAUCUGCUGGCCAUGAAGAGACUCUGGGUACACGAGGUGUUGAGAGUCUACCAUGACAGACUGGUAGAUGACAAGGACCGGGAGUGGAUAUUUGACUUGCUGCAUCAAGUUGUGGCUUCCAACCUAGAGGAGGACCUGGACCAGAUGUUUACUCACCUGGUGAAAGACAAACCUCCCGGGAGCCGGGUAGGGGAGACUGAACUACGCAGACUGUUGUAUUGUGACUUUGCCAACCCCAAGGCCGAUGUCAGGAACUACAUAGAAGUCACAGAUUUAGAUGCUCUACGAAAUAUUGUGGAAGGUUUCCUCAACGAGUUUAACAACAUGAGUAAGAAACCAAUGAACCUCGUCUUGUUUAGGUUUGCUAUUGAACACUUGUCUAGAAUCUGCCGCAUUCUCAAGCAGCCCAGAAGCCAUGCAUUGUUGGUUGGAGUAGGUGGAAGUGGACGACAGUCACUCACUCGUCUAGCUGCUCACAUCUGCGAGUAUGACCUCUUCCAGGUAGAGAUGGGCAGACAGUACGGAAUGUAUGAGUGGCAUGAAGACUUGAAGAACAUCUUACUGAAGGCCAGUGCUAGUGACCAACACGUGGUGUUCUUGUUUACAGAUUCGCAGAUCAAAGAGGAGGCUUUUGUUGAAGACAUCAACAACAUGCUCAACUCUGGGGAGGUUCCCAACUUGUUUGGGAUUGAUGAGAAAGCAGAAAUUUGCGAAAAGAUGAGAACCAUCGACAGACAGAAAGACAAAUCUCAGCAGACUGAUGGAAGUCCUGUAGCUUUAUUCAACUUGUUUCUACAAAUUGUCAAGGAUCAGUUACAUGUGGUUCUAGCAUUCAGCCCAAUCGGAGAUGGUUUUAGAACACGAAUUCGUAAAUUUCCAGCUUUGGUGAAUUGCUGCACAAUCAAUUGGUUUCAGACAUGGCCACCAGACGCUCUACUGGCUGUAGCUAAGAGGUUCCUGGGAGACAUAGAGUUGCCAGAGACAGAACGUCAGGCUUGUAUAGACAUGUGUCAGGAGUUCCACACGUCCACUCAACAGCUGAGUGUAGAGUAUCUGUUGAGGACUCAACGUCACACUUACGUCACCCCGACAUCGUACCUGGAGCUCAUCAACACCUUCAAGGAUAUACUGUCCAUGAAACGAGAGGAGUUGGUGGUUGGCAAGAAGAGGUACGAAGUGGGUUUGGAGAGUCUACAGAAGGCGGCUAAGGAGGUCGGUGUGAUGAAGACUGAGCUCGUUGCUCUACAGCCUCAACUGCAGCAAGCUACUGAGAACGUCAAGGCUGUCAUGCAGAAGGUGGAGACGGAGAGUGAAGACGUGGCUAAGGUGGAAGCAGUGGUGAGAGAAGACGAGGCGGUGGCCAAUGAGCAAGCGGCCGCGGCGCAAGUGAUCCGCUCCGAGUGUGACGCUCGACUAGCCGAGGCAAUGCCUAUAUUGGAGGCUGCAUUGGCAGCCCUCGACACUCUGACACCAGCAGACAUCACUGUGGUCAAGUCCAUGAAGAGUCCUCCCAAGGGAGUCAGGCUGGUCAUGGAGGCUGUGUGUAUAUUGAAGGACAUCAAGCCAGACAGAGUCCCAGACCCGUCUGGUAGUGGCAAGAUGGUGGAAGACUACUGGGGACCGUCCAAGAGACUAUUGGGAGAUCUCAAGUUCUUGGAGGGUCUUGUACAAUUUGACAAAGACAACAUUCCGCCACGAAUCAUGAAAGUUAUCAAUGAAAAGUUCCUUACCAAUGAAGACUUUGAUCCGGUCAAAGUAAAAGUUGCUUCUACCGCAGCAGAAGGUUUGUGUAAGUGGAUCAGAGCACUGUCCGAGUAUGAUGUACAAGCUAAGAUAAUUGCACCUAAGAAAGCAGCUUUAGCAGUAGCAGAAGCUGACUAUAACACAGCAAUGGCUGCUCUGGAGAUAAAACAGGCCAAGUUGAGGGAAGUACAGAAGAAACUGGCAGACUUAGAGGCCGUGCUGGAGCAGAACAAGGCUACCCUUAACAACCUGCAGGAUGAAGUUGACCUCUGCACCAAGAAGCUACAGAGAGCUGAGGAACUCAUUGGUGGUUUGGGAGGAGAGAAAGACAGAUGGAGUGCCACAGCCAAGGCUCUUGGGGAACGAUAUCAUCUGCUUACAGGAGACAUUCUGGUUGCGUCAGGAGCUGUGGCGUACUUGGGACCGUUUACAAUGCAGUUCAGACAAGAUCAGAUGCAGAAGUGGAUUGAGCAAGUCAAGAGUUACAACAUUUACUGUUCCAAAGACUUUUCUCUCACCUCUGUUCUGGGAGAACCUGUACAAAUCAGAGCGUGGAAUAUCUUCGGUCUUCCCAGCGACUCAUUCUCCGUUGACAACGGAAUCAUUGUCAAGAAUGCAAGACGUUGGCCACUGAUGAUCGACCCGCAGAGUCAAGCUAACAAAUGGAUAAAAAACAUUGAGAAAGCAAAUAAUCUGAGUGUGAUGAGAAUGACCAGCUCUGAUUAUGUGAGAGUUCUCGAGAACGCUAUUCAGUUUGGUCAACCUGUUUUGCUGGAAAACGUAGGUGAAGAGUUGGAUGCUUUACUUGAGCCAUUGCUUCUGAAACAGACAUUCAAGCAGGGAGGAGCCAUGUGUAUAAAGCUGGGAGAUUCUGUGGUAGAAUAUUCUCCUCAGUUCAGGUUCUAUCUGACCACCAAGCUGCGUAACCCUCACUACCUCCCAGAGAUUGCAGUCAAAGUGACUCUACUCAACUUCAUGAUCACACCUACAGGUCUGGAGGAUCAGCUGUUAGGUAUUGUAGUGGCCAAGGACAGACCAGAUCUGGAGGCUGAGAAGAACCAACUGAUAGUCCAGGGAGCUGAUAACAAGAGAAUGCUGAAAGAGAUUGAGGAGAAGAUCCUGUACAUAUUGUCAACAGCUGGUGACAACCUGUUGGAAGAUGAGGAGGGAGUGUCUGUGCUGAGCUCUUCCAAAGUCCUGGCCAAUGAGAUCUCAGAGAAACAAGCUGUUGCGGAAGUGACUGAGAAAUCUAUAGACGCUGCUAGACUGGAAUAUGUCCCUAUUGCUAAUCAUUCCACAGUGUUGUUUUUCAGCAUCACUAACCUAGCAAACAUUGACCCUAUGUACCAAUACUCUCUUGUCUGGUUUAUAAACCUGUUCAAAGCUGCAAUCGACAACACAGAGAAAUCUGAAAACGUUGAAGACAGAAUAGCAGAGCUUACUACAUACUUUACAUACUCACUGUACGUCAACAUCUGUCGAAGUCUCUUUGAGAAGGACAAGCUGCUAUUCUCCCUGUUACUCACAGUCAACCUGAUGUUCAACAAACAGCAGAUGGACCACUCAGAGUGGAUGUUUCUACUGACUGGAGGGGUUGGUCUGGACAACCCUUACCCCAAUCCAGCAACAUGGCUGCCACAAAACUCCUGGGACCAGCUUUGCCGCUGUGAUCUGCUCACAAACUUCAAGGGCUUCCGAAAACAUUUUGAGACACAUCAAAAGGAGUGGAAAGAGUUCUUUGAUAGUGUGGAACCACACAAAAACCCAUAUCCCGACCCUUGGGAAAAGAAAUUAAAUAGAUUUCAGAAGAUUAUAAUGCUAAGAUGUGUCCGAUAUGACAAGGUUGUUCCAGCGAUUCAGGAUGAAGUGGAAAGACAGUUAGGUCGCAGGUUUGUGGAGCCGCCUCCGUUUGAUCUCCCAGCAUCGUUUGCUGACUCCCAUUGCUGCAUUCCUCUCAUCUUUGUGCUGACUCCUGGUGCUGAUCCCACAGCUCUGCUGCUCAAGUUUGCUGAGGAUAUGGGAUUCGGAGGGAACAGACUAAACUCGCUGUCACUGGGUCAAGGCCAGGGCCCAAUAGCUGUGAGGAUGAUAGAUGAAGGAGUCAAGAAUGGAACCUGGGUAUUACUGCAGAACUGUCAUCUGGCCAAGAGCUGGAUGCCUGUGUUGGAAAAGCUCUGUGAGAACUUUAGCCCUGAGUCCACUCACCCUGACUUCAGACUCUGGUUGACUUCAUAUCCUGCAGACCAUUUCCCUGUGUUUGUUCUGCAAAACGGAGUGAAAAUGACCAAUGAACCACCUAAAGGAAUGCGAGCUAAUGUCUUGAGGUCAUUAACAAGUGAUCCGAUAGCAAACUUGGAGUUUUUCGAAGGCUGUAAACAAACAGCGGCCUUUAAGAAACUUGUUUUUGGGCUGUGCUUUUUCCACGCUCUGGUUCAAGAGCGGAGAAAGUUUGGACCCUUGGGGUGGAACAUACCUUACGAGUUUAACGAGACUGACUUAAGAAUAAGUGUGCAGCAACUACAUAUACUGCUGAACCAGUAUGAGGAUGUACAGUUUGAUGCGCUCUGCUAUCUCACCGGAGAGUGUAACUACGGAGGAAGAGUUACGGACGAUUGGGAUAGAAGAUGUCUAAACACAAUCCUCCGCAAAUUCUAUUGUCUUCGUCUGCUGUCUGAUGUGACGUACUACUUUGAUCCGUCAAAGAUGUACUACGUGCCUGACGUGAAGGACCACGAUGCAUUUGUGAACUACGUCAAGACGUUCCCUCUGAUCACCAGCCCCUCGGUGUUUGGGAUGAAUGAAAACGCAGACAUUAUGAAAGACCAGCAGGAAACUACUGUUCUUUUUACAAACACACUUUUCACUCAGGACGCGGCUGGUGGUGGCGGAGCAGACGACGCUGAGAAGACAGUGUUUGACGUGGCUGGAGGUAUUUUGGACAAGCUGCCGAAGGACUAUGACAUAGUGACUGCGCUGGAGAAGUAUCCAACGUCGUACAACCAGAGCAUGAACACUGUUCUGGUUCAGGAGAUGGAGAGGUUUAACAACCUGCUUCGAACUAUCCGAGGCAGUCUGGGCAACCUGCGCAAGGCGAUCAAGGGCCAAAUUGUAAUGACAACAGAGCUAGAGGAAGUCUUCAACAGUGUAUUGACAGGGAAAAUUCCUGCUCUGUGGAAAAAGAAAUCUUAUCCAUCUUUGAAGCCUUUGGGCAGUUACAUCAGUGACUUUCUUGCAAGGCUCGAGUUCUUACAGAAAUGGUUUGAUAACGGGGCCCCGUCUACUUUCUGGCUUUCUGGAUUUUUCUUCACACAAGCCUUUCUGACUGGAGCCCAACAGAAUUUUGCUAGAAAAUACAGAAUUCCAAUAGACCUGCUCACCUUUGAUUUUGAAGUUAUAACAAAAGAGAGACUGUCACUUUCUCCAGAAGAUGGUGUCUAUGUGUACGGACUGUUCUUGGAGGGAGCUCGGUGGAACGCUAAGAUUCACGCCUUGGAUGAAUCUUUACCUAAAGUUUUAUACGACUCUAUGCCUUUUAUGUGGCUGAAGCCUAUCAAGAAAGAUGAGCUGGAGGUACAGUCUGUGUACAAAUGUCCACUGUACAAGACCACGGAGCGCCGAGGUACUCUGCUGACCACAGGACACUCUACCAACUUUGUCAUAGCUAUAUUGCUGCCUAGCAAACACCCUGAGGAUCAUUGGAUCAUGAGGGGAGUGGCUCUGAUGUGUCAGCUUAGCCAAUGAGAACUUUCUGUA